Messenger RNA from Cryptomeria japonica (Japanese cedar), 842 nucleotides. Its product is annotated as 16.9 kDa class I heat shock protein 2. The coding region runs from base 144 to 635 and encodes 163 amino acids. The record is from RefSeq and is a predicted model, not a curated record. The transcript is spliced from 3 exons. Gene Ontology annotation, biological process: protein complex oligomerization; protein folding; response to heat. Lineage: Eukaryota; Viridiplantae; Streptophyta; Pinopsida; Cupressales; Cupressaceae.
CAACACAAAGAGACGCGUGGCAAAUGAAAAGAAAUUUCUGGAUUCCACCCGCCCAAUUUAUACGCCCAUUCUCUUUACUUCCUCUCAUCUUCAAUUGCAGCGGCAUUGGUUUACGGUUCGAAUUCCAGGAAGGUGUCUGAAAAAUGUCGUCAAUGGUGCCAUGGUUUGGCGGGCGAAGGACGAAUGCGUACGAUCCGUUCGCCCUGGACGUGUGGGACCCAUUUGAUUUCGUGGGUGGUUUUAUGGACGUAGCCCCCUACCGCCAAAAGGAAGGCGCUGGAGCCGAGGUUUCUGCUGUGGCUCGCGCUAAUGUCGACUGGAAGGAGACUCCCGAGGCGCAUGUUUUCAAAGCAGAUCUCCCUGGACUGAAGAAAGAGGACAUAAAAAUCCAGGUGGAAGAUGGGCGAAUUCUGCAGAUAAGUGGAGAGCGGACGAAAGAAGAGGUGGACAAGAAUGAUAAAUAUCACCGCGUUGAAAGGCAGUCCGGGAGCUUUGUUCGCCGUUUCCGGCUGCCGGAAAAUGCAAAGAUGGAUAAUAUUAAUGCGAGGAUGGAAAACGGCGUGCUGACUGUGACUGUUCCCAAGGCGCCUGAGAAGAGCAAGCCUCAAGUCCAGACUGUUCAUAUUUCUGGUUAAUAAUAAAUGCUUGUUAAUAGUUGUGGGGUAGAAGUAUAUAGUAUUAUGUGUAAUAUUUUUUGGUUGUGAACGAUUUGAGGGAAAUGGAUAUAUCGUUGUUGUUAUCUUAAGAGGUUUUGGUGUGGGAUUCUUCGUGUAAUAAUAUUGUGAAAAGUUUGUAUUGUGUUCUGAAAAUAUAUAUAUAUGUUGGUUUCACGGUUUUGAGUA